GGGUCAAAGUCAAGGUCGUCUCCAAACUCGGAAUUAGUCAUCCUGAUGUGUAUUGAGUAACAUUUAUACCACUAACGACUUGACAAGACCAGACCAGACGAGACAAGACAAGACAAGACAGGGCACAUUUCAAAAGUAGAAAGCAAGCAACAAUGAGCAGCAAUGUACUCGCAACACACGGGAAUCAGAGGACAAUGAACCUCAAUUCCAUCAUCUUUCAAAACAUUAUUGAUUCCCCAUAUCUGAAGACACUGCAGAACCUUUCAAACUUCCAGGAAAUUGUCAAUGAGGCCCAGCGAAACGGUAAGUUUGGAUUGAUAUACUUUGUAGCUUGUGAUAAGAACCGUCAAUUGCUGCACAAUACUCUAUUUCUCUCUUUCUCUCUCUCUCUCUCUUUCUUUCUUUUUUGUUUUGUUUUUGCUUUUUGUUUUAUUUUAUUUUAUUUUAUUUUAUUUUAUCUUUUUUGUUUUCAGUUGGCUUUCCUCCUCUGCCUUUAGGCUUUUGUUGAUGCGUGAUAGGAUACAUGGCGCACAUGGAUAGUGUUUCGAGCAUGCUUUUAUCGACGCUAAACAAUAUCUUUGGA
Lobosporangium transversale is the source of this 583-nucleotide messenger RNA. RefSeq lists its product as hypothetical. The record is from RefSeq and is a predicted model, not a curated record. The transcript has 3 exons. NCBI's taxonomy places the organism in Eukaryota, Fungi, Mortierellomycota, Mortierellomycetes, Mortierellales, Mortierellaceae. Bases 153 to 497 code for a protein of 114 amino acids.